UUAACCUAACUUAAUCCGUGAACCUGUAUAUUAACCUAAUGCACUGAUAUACACGUUGUUUACUUAAUUCUUGAUACGAUAGUUAAUUAAACUGAAUUAAACCACAUAGCGAUCCACAAACAAUGCCAUUAUUGGUUGCGUCAAAUAAUUUAUAAAAACGAAUAUUGUAUUAAAACGUAUUCAAAAAUGAUAUUUUUUAACAAUGUGCACAGUACUCUUCGUUCGCUUAGUCGUUUAAGAAACCUCCAAACAAUUAGUAUAAAUUUGGAUGUACCGCGAACAUAUUCAAGAUGGUCCAGUCGUAUGCCGACUCGUAUUGUUAACGAAGAUGAACUUUUCGAUGUCGAAGACACUACAGUAAAAACAGAUAAUUAUGAACGAAAACCGAGGAGAAGAAGGCCAUUAAAUGAAGCGUCUAAAAAACCUUCAGUAUCUCAAAAACCUUCUGCAUCUCCAAGUUCUAAAACUAAAGAAAAUGAGAAGAAAUCACCAUUUAUAGUUCUGGAGGAAGGUGAUAGAAUUAUAUCAAAGUUAAUGACGAAUGUUAAGACUCGGAAGAGGAGGGAAAAAAAUGAAGAGAUAAUUUUGGAAGGGCAUAGAUUAAUUAAAGAAGGAAUCGAAGCUGGCGGAAAGCCAACUGCGAUAUUAUUUAAUAAUUCAUCAGACUUAGAUUUAUUGAAUCUACCUAAAGAUGUAAAAUUAUAUAAAGUUCCAUAUAAGACGAUUAAAUUGUGGUCCACCUUAACUACUUCACCUGGAUUAAUAGGAAUUUUUAAAACUCCCGAUUUAAAGAAAGAUCCCAGCAACAAUGCGAUACCGCUUACUAUUAUAUGCGAUAAUGUGAGAGAACCAGGGAAUUUAGGAUCGAUUAUACGAGCUGCAGCAGGUGUCGGAUGUGAAAAAUUAAUAUUAAUGAAAGGUUGCGUCGAUUUAUGGGAACCAAAAGUUCUCAGAUCUGCAGCUGGAGCUCAUUUUCGAGUGCCUAUCGUCGCAUUUCCGAUGUGGGAUGAAAUUCCAUCGCUAAUCGACGUAGAAUCAAAUGUUUUUUUGGCUGAUAGUAAUUUCGGCGAUGAAUUUUUAUCGAAAUAUAGCGAAGAAAUACUCGAAGCAAGUAUGGGAGUAUUUAAUACAGAUCCAGAAAUUCUCAAAGCAAAUAUUAUCAUCAACAAUGAUGACAUAAACGAAAGUACUCCGAUUAAUAAGACAAUACUGAAACAAUUAUUAUUGAAACUACCUAUUGUUCCAUACUACACUCUGGAUUAUACGAAAAAAGAAGUUGUACUUAUUCUAACCGGGGAAACUAUGGGUUUGAGCGUAGACUCGUAUACAUUUCUAAGGGACCGAAAGGGAGUUCGUAUUAAUAUACCUUUAUUAAAUGGAGUUGAUAGUUUAAACGUGGGAGUAGCUCUUGGUAUUGUAACCUUUGAAAUGAAGAGGCAAUUUAUAAAAAAACAAAAUGAACUUCAAUAAAGUUUUUUUCAUAAACAAAUCUA
Molecule: messenger RNA, 1493 nt
Organism: Hylaeus anthracinus
Lineage: Eukaryota; Metazoa; Arthropoda; Insecta; Hymenoptera; Colletidae
Product: rRNA methyltransferase 3, mitochondrial
Exons: 4
Coding region: 187-1470 (427 amino acids)
Biological process (GO): RNA processing
Molecular function (GO): RNA methyltransferase activity; RNA binding
Source: RefSeq, a predicted model, not a curated record